Messenger RNA from Ruditapes philippinarum (Manila clam), 1373 nucleotides. RefSeq names its product F-box/LRR-repeat protein 8-like. The record is from RefSeq and is a predicted model, not a curated record. The coding region runs from base 42 to 1316 and encodes 424 amino acids. Lineage: Eukaryota; Metazoa; Mollusca; Bivalvia; Venerida; Veneridae. Gene Ontology annotation, cellular component: SCF ubiquitin ligase complex. Gene Ontology annotation, biological process: positive regulation of protein ubiquitination; SCF-dependent proteasomal ubiquitin-dependent protein catabolic process. The transcript has 2 exons. Gene Ontology annotation, molecular function: protein binding.
UUUAUAGAAACAACCUGCGUAUCGAAUAUCACAUUACACAUAUGCAUACAUACAAACAUAUGAAUCUUAUACACAUUAAACUAGGAAAUAUACACUCACAACACGAUGAGCUGAAUCUUACAGGAUCAAUUUUGAACACAAUGUCCGAUGAAAACGAGAUUGACUGGGCACUUUUACCCUCUGAUGUGAUCGUCCACGUAUUUUCGUUCCUAAAUACACGUGAUCUGAAUCACGCAGCACGUGUUUGUCGCACGUGGAACGAAGCUUUCGCUCAUCCAACUUUGUGGCAGACUUUCGAAGCCUGGUUCUUUCUACCGUCGCACAUUUCCUACAUCGAGGGUGCCAAGAAGUAUGGAAAAUAUAUGAAAAAAGUUUUUAUUGGUGUAAACCAAAUGCUAACUCACAACCGUCAAAAUGCUUGUGCUUUGUUAGAAAUUCUCUCAAGAAUCGAAAGACGUCGUUUAACAUAUCUAAAAAUAGCUUUCACGGGUGAAAAUCCACUAUUUUACUCCGGACAAGAAUUUCUUGAUGGAUUAAUUAUAUUGUUCUCGAAAGUUUCGGAUAAUCUAGAGGCACCUUUAACCACACUGCAGCACGUGGACUUAAGUGGACUGGCCGUACCUAUUGACGACCGGGUAAUAGACGCACUGUCCGAGAACCACAGGGGCUUGAAAUACUUAGAUAUUCAAAAUAAAGUAAUAAUCAGCAAAACGACGUCGGAUUGUAUUCUAAGACUUGUUGAAAGAUGUAGAAAUUUGACGGACCUCCGACUGUACUACUGUAGUAUAUCAAACGAGGUUUUAGAAGCGUUUACUGACGAUAAUAGAGCCGACGUUGAGCAUAUAUCAAUAAUAUGCCGCCGGGAGGUAAAAUUUGGGUACGAAAUCGAGACGGAGGCGUGGGAAGAUCUCACAGAACGUGUUCCCACGUUACGUGUCACCCUUGGUUUCGAUCAUACGUGCCCGUAUCCGUUAAUAGCGGCAAUACUGAAGCCUGUGAUACCAGUACGAACAUUAAAGUUAGAAACAUUCGCCAUCUGCCAUGAAGAAGUUAAUUUAGCAGCGGUGUUGUAUAGCAAAACUCUUGAGAAAUUAGUCCUGCAAACAAGGAACUCUUUAGAAUUGGAGGCGGCUUUAAUAAAGGUUGCUAGGUCUUGUACAUUAUUGCGUUCGUUAUUAGUGUACUGUGUUGUUAGACAAGAGACAAUAGAUGAGAUAUUUCGAUUACACCCUGAUAUGCAAGAACGUGGAACUUAUAUACUAAAAACAGAAGUUGAACCGGAACCUUGGGUUGUAGGGGUCGAAGAGGGUGACUGAAUUAAUUAUGUAGAAUCUCAGAAUUCGCAUUCUCUUUUUUAUCCUUUUUUUAUUUAU